UGCGAUCCUGCGCUCUCUCGCCGGCUUCAGUCCUCUUUCUCGCACUGAUCGUCCCUCUCGGUGUUUCGAUAGAGGGGCUGCACGCGCGAUUGCGCUAUUGAUACCCACUUUAUAGUGUGUCUGUGGAAAGUCACCCUCUCUCUCUCCCUCUCUCUCUCUCUCCCUCGCGCUCUUCUCCUCCUCUCCGGCUGCUCUUUGGUAAACUAACAGGGAGGUGUUAACUACUUUUGCUUGUCCAAAGCGCCUCCCGUUAUCUCCGGCGCUGCUGCGCAAGAGCCACAGGGGCCAGAGCUGCUGAUACUCUACCCGCAGAAAAGUUUUCAGCUUUUUGUGAGGAUAAAAAAGAAGAAGAAGAAGAAGCCGGAAACCCGGGAGUCGUCUUUAUGAAAAGCGGAUUCAUCCACGGCAAGUUUGGUGACCCCCCUGAAGAUGCGGAAUCGGCUUUGACGACCUACAGAUAUCCACCUGUCCCAGAACAUUCAACUUAACCAACAAAUCCAGCAAUCAGGAAGGAGAGAGGAAAAAACGUUAUCUAGAACAUUCAUUGUAUUUAAUAUCAGCACUAACCUAAUCCAGACUGCUACUUUAGUGAAUGACAGAACAUGCCCAAUGGCAUAUACGAGGCAUGGAAUGAUCUGAACUGAACAGAGUUUGAGUUUGGUUAUUUGGUUAGAGGCAAAAUAGAAAACUUUAGUUCCACUGCAGAGAAAUGAACUGAAUUCAAGCUAAUCUGAACAGACGUUGGCUGAGUCUUCAUUUUCUUCAAAAACACUCUUUUCUCACUAAGGGCUGUUUUUGGAGCCCCUUCCUUCAACAAGCCAAAACCUUCAAGUCUCCAACCCGGAUUCCCUUACUUCUUCAGACCCUUUCCAAGGGUCUUGGACAUUGUUUUUAAUCUCAUUGAGGAGGAAUAAUUUCCUCCUUCUGAAAUUCCCGCAGCCUUCUUUGUCAAUCCAGACAUGGACCUCCACCGGGCAGCUUUCAAGAUGGAGAGUUCCUCCUACCUGCCCAAUCCCCUGGCUUCCCCAGCUCUCAUGGUCCUGGCCUCCACAGCCGAAGCUUCUCGCGAUGCUUCCAUUCCCUGCCAGCAGCCGCGUCCCUUUGGUGUGCCAGUUUCUGUGGAGAAAGACGUCCAUUUGCCAUUCAACAACGGCUCUUACACUUUUGCGUCAAUGUACCACCGCCAAGGCGCUGUCCCACCAGGGUUUCCCAAUAGGGACUUUCCUCCAUCCCUCCUUCACCUCCAUCAUCAGUUUGCCCCACCUAACCUGGACUGCUCGCCCAUCAGCAUGCUGAAUCACAGCGGCGUUGGCGCCUUCCGGCCCUUUGCAUCGCCUCCAGAAGAUCGGGAUGGGGCACCAGGAGGGUAUCAGUCUGCUUUCACCCCAGCCAAGCGCCUCAAAGGGUGCCUAGAUGCAGAGUCUUCACCCCAUCUGCGGUACUCUGAUGCUGAAGGGAAAGAGUACGACUUUGGUGGUGCACAGAUCCCCCCCGGGGGCUCCCCCAGCAGCGCCCUGAAAGCAGUGGAAGACAGUGGGAAAAAGAUCUUCGCUGUGUCAGGCCUCCUGUCUGAUAGAGAGACUUCAUCCAGUCCUGAGGACCGCAUUGAACGCUGUAAAAAGAAGAUGUCCCUGUAUGACAGCCAGGCUCCAGUCUGUCCCAUCUGCCAGGUGUUGCUCAGGCCUGGAGAGCUACAGGAACACAUGGAGACAGAGAUAGAGAGGCUAGCCACCAUCUGCCUCAGCAGUAAGAACCCGUCAUCCAAGGAUGGAGCGGCCACUCCAGGAACCCCCAAGUCCAUGCUGCUGUCGGUGCACAUCAAGCGUGAGGGAGAGUCUCCUGUGGUCUCGCCCCUGUCGUCAGAGGAUGCCCACCACUCCGACAGAUACCAGACAUUUUUACGAGUUCGGGCAAACAGGCAAACGAGAUUGAAUGCCCGUAUAGGGAAGAUGAAGAGGAGGAAGCCUGAGGAAGGGGGCCAGGUAUGUCCGCUGUGCAGCGCCCCAUUGGCUGGGAGCGAGGAGGAGAUGAGUAGACAUGUGGAACAAUGCCUGAUCCAGCGCGAGGGAGCGUUAGGCGACGAUGACUCUGCUGACAUGGAUGGAGAAAAUGGGCGGGGCUUUGAGGAGUACGAGUGGGCGGGACAGAAGAGGAUCAGAGCUACAGCUUUGCUGGAGGGAGGCUUCAGAGCAACUGGUUUUGCUACGUGUAGCAUCAAAGAGAGCGCCGCAGACAGCGAUGCCGACCUUGAUGUGGAUGGAGACGACACCUUGGAGUAUGGCAAGGCUCAGUACACCGAGGCCGACAUCAUCCCCUGCUCCGGUGCUGGAGAGGACCAGGGAGAAGCCAGGGAGCGAGAGGCGCUACGGGGAGCUGUGCUCAACGGGGGGAUGCCUUCUAAUAGAAUAACACCUGAAUUCUCCAAAUGGGCCAGUGAUGAGAUGCCUUCAACAAGCAACAGCGAGAGCAGCAAGACAGACCCCAGCACUCCCUCGUCUUCCUCCUCUUCCUCCUGCGCCCCACGCACCUGUAAAAACAGCGAGAUUGAAAAGGUAACGGAGGAAGAGUCCACGGCAACCACCAUGGAGGCCCUGAAGGCUCGAAUCAGAGAGCUGGAGAAGCAGAUACUCCGAGGAGACCGAUACAAAUGUCUCAUCUGCAUGAGGAAGCCUGCUAUCCAGUCAGGCGCGGAGCUCAAGAGCAUAGGGGCCAAUGAGGUCGGAGAGAGGCAGCCUAAGUCCCUCCCCCUCGGCCUGUAUUGCCUGUACAGGGGCCUUGUGAUUGGUGGCUACAGCAGCGGCAUAAAGAGGCUCCUCCCACAGCCCUUACGGAGGGACUCCUACACGAUGCCGCUCACCUCCAUCCAGUGCUGGCACGUCCACUGUGAAGAAUGCUGGCUCAGGACUCUGGGAAACAAGAAGCUGUGCCCACAGUGCAACACCAUCACCUCACCCGGAGACCUGAGGCGUGUCUACUUGUAAAGAGCACAACCCCUGCCUUUGUUCCUUCCGGUCCAUUCUUCCAUCUUGGAUUUGUCUCCUUCCCCGUCGAUCAUCUUUAGUUCUUCUCGCUCUGUCUCUCUCUGUUGCGCGGCCUGGGUCAGCAGCUGCCAAGCCUCCACGACAGCUGUGUUUGAGACUGUGCCAGUUCUUCCAGGAGGGCGGCUUGAACAAAUGACUAAGCAAGCGCACUUUGGCUGAAUCUGACUAUGGUCAGCAGUCUCCUGAGUAACCUGCGCAAAAAAUAAAGGGGAGGAAAAAAAAGGGCCCGGAGACCUUCAGUCCCCAAUUGCCAGCAGUUGUUUCCGCUGCCUCAAUGACACAAGAACCUCUAUAACUGUCUGUAAAAUAGAGGGAUCUUACACUGAAGGACUAAGUCAGUGGAAACGCCCACUAAGACCUUGUAGCUUCACACUGCUGGAGGUGGACCUCAGAGGAACUUCUUAAUACAGGAUCUAACUCCCCUCCUCCCUGCUAGCUCUUCGGCAGAACUUCAGUGGUGCUGGAUGGCGGGCUUCACCCUGAUGACUCUAGAGAAAGCUUCUUUUCUUAUUUUUGUUCACUAUUGAAGAGACAAACUGAUAGCUUGAUCCAGCUGUUGCUUAAGAAAAAUAUAAAUAUAAGAGCCUGUCCACUAAAACUGAGCUUUCAACCAAACUGAGGAGCCUCACAACCUUGAAAAGGAGUUUGACACUCGCCCUACUCGUCCUCCUCUCCUUCUUCUUCUUCUUCUCUUCACAAGCCCCGCCCUUCUCUCUUCCCCUCUUUUGUGGUGUUCUAGUGCAGUAAACCAAAUUUUCUCCUCCCCCUUACAAGAUGCAGUGCAAGCACAUGUAAUAUAGUUCUAUGUAUGUUUACAAUGUUGGGUGUAAAUUACAUAGACACACACACACACACACAUAUACACACAUGACCAUCAGAAGAUACACACAGAAAUAUAUAAUAUCAAAAUCCAGUUUUUUGGUUGGAAGGGGUUGGGGGGAAAAAAUGGCUGGAAUAAAAGAAGCCUUCUGUAUUUUUUAAAAAAGAAGAGAUCCUUUGAAAAAUCCGUUGACGUUUUAUUUGACUGUACAGGAAUUUAAAGAAAAAUUGUAAGUAAUAAUAAACUACUCAAACUAGAUGGUCAAGAUUUAGGUGGUGUAAUUUUUCUGCAGAGUACCUCAGAGAAAGGUAGAUCUGAUCUCGGUGUGCGGACAAAUGUUGUGUUAGUUUUAUUAAAUGGAGAGAUUCCCGUUGUCCAAGAGUUCCCGCAAACAAGCAGAACUGUGGAACUGCUCUUUAGUUCACAUAUUGUCCAGCUGAGCUUUUUCUUUUUUAACCUCUACUUCUGCUUCAUGCUAAUUGGAAUAACAUGCUGAGAUCAUAUUCUAGACAGUCUUAUUUUUUGUUUGUUUGUUUGGUUUACCCCUACAUGUCUCAAAAGAAGCUUUUUCCUCCCACAUUGUUCUCAUUCUGCUAUGCUGCAAAAAAAGAAAAAAAGAAAACAACUUUAAAAAAAAAAAAAAAAAAGGUCCUUGAAAUGGCAAAUUCCCAAUGGGCAGAAGUCUUUGGAAAACAAGGAUGGCCAAUGCUGAACUGGCAGCCUCCAGGAACCCACAACCUCCCCCCUCCCUCAAGGGCAGCAGCAUCAGCAGCCAAGGUGGUGGUGUGCUUUGUGUUUGUAAAGCUAUGUAUUCUGUGCCGUCUUUAUUGUUGUAAGAAAUAAUGCAAAAAAAAAAAACAAGAAAAAAUAAAAUUUCUCAAAAUUC
Maylandia zebra (zebra mbuna) is the source of this 4747-nucleotide messenger RNA. RefSeq names its product ring finger protein 220a (gene rnf220a). Gene Ontology annotation, biological process: protein ubiquitination. The record is from RefSeq and is a predicted model, not a curated record. Gene Ontology annotation, molecular function: metal ion binding; ubiquitin protein ligase activity. Lineage: Eukaryota; Metazoa; Chordata; Actinopteri; Cichliformes; Cichlidae.